AACAAGCGUCUUCCGGCGCCGUCAGCUGUGGUCGCUGCUAGCAGGAGAGGCUCAACGGUAAUGGUGCGAGAAAUGGCAGCUCCUUCAAAUUUGGUUGCAAAAAGUGGACGUCGCUUUAAAUGGGCGAUUGAGUUCAGCAGUGGUGGCACCAGGGGUCGAGGUGAGAGGAGUGCUCCACAAGACAGUAUGUAUCCAGUAGGGUACUCUGACAAACAAGUCCCAGACACCAGUGUACAAGAGUCUGACCACAUCCUUGUAGAGAAGCGCUGCUGGGACAUCGCCUUAGGACCACUAAAGCAAAUCCCCAUGAACCUGUUCAUAAUGUACAUGGCUGGGAACACAAUUUCCAUCUUCCCCAUUAUGAUGGUGUGUAUGAUGGCAUGGCGUCCCAUACAAGCACUGCUUGCUACACCGGCCACCUUCAAGCUCCUGGAGAGCUCUGGUCAGCGGUUUCUUCAAGGACUGGUUUACUUAAUUGGGAACCUUCUGGGUCUUGCACUGGCUGUUUAUAAGUGUCAGUCUAUGGGACUUCUCCCCACACAUGCUUCUGAUUGGCUGGCCUUCAUUGAACCACCUGAGAGAAUGGAGUACACUGGAGGAGGGCUCUUACUAUGAUGGUCUUUUCAUAAAGGAACACAUGCAGUGCUGAAUUUCACAUCCACUUCUCAGACUUUGCUCUGUAUCCUAAUAAAUUAUUAUGAUCAAAGUAUUGUGUGGAGUCUGACUGUAAUAAACA
This is a messenger RNA of Hyla sarda, 736 nucleotides long. RefSeq names its product ER membrane protein complex subunit 4 (gene EMC4). Bases 61 to 615 code for a protein of 184 amino acids. The record is from RefSeq and is a predicted model, not a curated record. Gene Ontology annotation, biological process: protein folding in endoplasmic reticulum. Gene Ontology annotation, cellular component: EMC complex. The transcript is spliced from 6 exons. NCBI's taxonomy places the organism in Eukaryota, Metazoa, Chordata, Amphibia, Anura, Hylidae.